GGGAUGGGUUACAAAUACCACAUCUAAAUUUGUCGCGGCCUUUGUACAGCACUGUACGCGGAGUAAUUGCUGGGAUGUUAACUAAUUUAUUUUGAGGCUUUAUUUCCGGUGGAAGAGCAAAGAAAAUGUAUCGAAAAUCAGAUUUCUUCACCAUUAUCGUACUGGUACUUGUGUUUGAACAAACUGGCGGAAUGGCAUUGGGCGAAGAUUGCACCUCGACUGCUUGCACUACGGCAAACGCAGUUUGCCCAGCGACAGGGACAAAGACAUGUACGUGCGCUACAGGCUAUACGCAACAAGGGACAGCAUGCAAAGCAGACCUUGGGACAGCUUGUACCACCACUGCUGACUGUGAUACGACGACCGCCGCAACUGAUGUGUGCGAUGUACUCGCCACACCCGCAGUCUGUAAAAUAAAGAGUACCGGUGACUGUACUGGUAAAACAGACAAGUGCGUCAGCGGUGCGGCUUGCACGACCAACGCUUGCGCGUGUUACACCAAGUACAAGGAAAACACUGAUAAACUCUGUGCAACAGUCCUGGGCUCGACCUGUACCAUCACUGCAGACUGCACCUCGACUGUUGCUAAUUCGGACUGUACAGGGACAGGGACAAAGACAUGUACAUGCGCUACAGGCUAUACGAAACAAGGAGCAGAAUGCAAAGCAGACCUUGGGACAGCUUGUACCACCACUGCUGACUGUGAUACGACGACAACCACAACUGCUGUAUGCGAUGUACUGGCCACAACCAAAGUCUGUAAAAUAAAGAGUACCGGUGACUGUACUGGUAAAACAGACAAGUGCGUCAGCGGUGCGGCCUGCACGACCAACGCUUGCGCGUGUUCCACCAAGUACAAAGAAAACACUGAUAAACUCUGUGUAACAGUCCUGGGCUCGACCUGUACCAUCACUGCAGACUGCACCUCGACUGUUGCUAAUUCGGACUGUACAGGGACAGGGACAAAGACAUGUACCUGCGCUACAGGCUAUACGAAACAAGGAGCAGAAUGCAAAGCAGACCUUGGGACAGCUUGUACCACCACUGCUGACUGUGAUACGACGACAACCACAACUGCUGUAUGCGAUGUACUGGCCACAACCAAAGUCUGUAAAAUAAAGAGUACUGGUGACUGUACUGGUAAAACAGACAAGUGCGUCAGCGGUGCGGCCUGCAAGACCAACGCUUGCGCGUGUUCCACCAAGUACAAGGAAAACACUGAUAAACUUUGUGCAACAGUCCUGGGCUCGACCUGUACCGCCACUGCAGACUGCAACUCCACUGUUGCUAAUUCGACAUGUACUGGCACUUCUGGUUCAAUGACGUGCACCUGUGACGCUGGCUUCACUAAGCAGGGGGCUGACUGCAGUGCUGGGGCUGCUGGUGGGGCAACUGGUGCUGCAGCGUGCCUGGUGAUGAUUAUGGCCUGCAUCUUCACAAACAUUCUUUAAGCAUAUUGCUUCCAUAGAAAUUCUGGAAGAUCAUGUACACUAUGUUGCAUGUAGACUAUCCAUAUAGAAAGCAACAUAUAUAAAUAAUCGAGAUUUAGGAUAUAACACUUCACUUAUGUUUACUUUUACUUAUAUCAAAAUCAAAUUUUCAAUGUGUAUUUUCUUUUUUAUUUUAUUGAUAUCUUCUUGACAUUUCGGUAGUCCAAUCUUCAUUCUUUUAAUGAUUUUUGUUGAUUCCAAAAUGUCACAUUCAAAGUCACUUAUCAAGCCCAUGUUCGUAAUCGACUUUCGGGGAAAUAGAAUUUACGAAAGAAAAACGCUCUUUUGAGAAUUCAGAUUUUAACUCUGAAAUGUUUAAGAUGUUUUCACCUGUAUUUUACUUUUUUAUUUAAGUGUUUGUGUGUGAUAAGCCAUAUACUGCAAAUGAUAAUUAUUGAAAUGAAAGUGCCGAUAUGGUUUGUAUGAUCACAUGAACUACGGGCCGAAUAAACAGCGUGUGCAACAAAGGCUGACUAAAACUAACAGUUAUGCAUGUGCAUAAUUCCUUAUUUCCGGGCUUUUUGUUUAUAGUGUUUUUGUUUAUGCUUAAUAAAUAUAUCGUAACUUGA
Dreissena polymorpha is the source of this 2059-nucleotide messenger RNA. Its product is annotated as stabilin-2-like. The coding region runs from base 126 to 1451 and encodes 441 amino acids. Lineage: Eukaryota; Metazoa; Mollusca; Bivalvia; Myida; Dreissenidae. The transcript is spliced from 13 exons. The record is from RefSeq and is a predicted model, not a curated record.